Rubroshorea leprosula is the source of this 999-nucleotide messenger RNA. The record is from the annotation of a GenBank genome assembly. NCBI's taxonomy places the organism in Eukaryota, Viridiplantae, Streptophyta, Magnoliopsida, Malvales, Dipterocarpaceae.
AUUGGAACCUUAUUCUACUGUUUUCAAGAUACCUCAACUCGAGACAUAUGAUGGGAUGAAAGAUCGAGAUGAUCACCUCCAUGCCUUCUACUCCUGUAUGCAAGCUCAGAAUGCUUUUGAUGCAUUGAGGUGCAAAAUCUUUCCCUCCACUCUUCGUGGUAAUGCUCGAACCUGGUAUUAUAGUUUGCCCCCGAGAUCUAUCAAUUCCUAUUCAGAAAUGGCAUCUGCUUUUGCCAUAAAGUUUUCCAAUAGAAGGUUGAUUAGGAAAACCACUUUUGAAUUGAUGCGAGUCAAACAGAGGGAAGGAGAAUCUCUGAAGAAUUACAUGAGCUCGUUCAACGAUGCAGUUCUCGAAGUCAGCUUAUUUAACCAAGCCAUGGGAAUUGCGGCUGUAAUUCAAGGUCUCCAACACGAGAGAUUCAGAGAUAGCUUAAUCAAGCAUCCUAGUGCUACUUUUAAUGAAGUUAAUGACAGAUCAUUAAAAUUCAUAACUGCUGAGGAAUAUGCUUUAUCCCAGAAACCAGUUCUUCCCAAGAAUCAAAAUCCAGAUUGGAGAGAUGAAGGUCAAAGCAGAAAGCGGAUGAAGACAAUGCAAAACCGAGGUUCAAUGUCGGCCUCUACAAUGAGAUUCGGAAAGCCAAACUCACCUCCCCUCCAGCAAAAUAUCAGUAAAGCACCAGUUACAUGGACUGCUUUCAAUCUGCCGAGGUUGCAGAUAUUCAUGUAGAUCAAGAAUAAGAUGGAUUUGAGUGAGUGAUUUUGGGGGUGUGUUGAUUCCUUCAAGAGUGAUCUAUUGAGAGGAUUUGUGGGGUUUACAUUGUAAAUGAGUGAGGUUUGAGAGAAAUACUCAUCUUGUUGUAAAAGGAUUGAGUGGCUCCUUUAAGCCAUCCUUGUCUUUCUUAGUGAAGAGUGUGGAGGAAAUCCUUGGUGAGUGAAGCCAAGGUAGAGGACUAGGUUCCAAGUGGUUGGACCAAACCUCUAUAAAUUCAUUGUGCAAGC